AUGGCAAAUUCAAUGAAUAAAUACGAAAUAUUAGGCAUAAUUGGAGAGGGAGCAUAUGGUAUCGUAUAUAAAGCAAAGCACAAAGAAAACGUUGCAAUAAAGAAAUUCAAAGAGUCGGAGGAAGAUGAAAUCGUAAAAAAGACUACCUAAAGAGAAGUGAAAAUGUUACGAUAAUUAAAAGAGGCGGAUAACAUUGUAAAGCUGCUUGAAGUAUUUAAAAGAAAAAAUCGACUCUACUUGGUGUUUGAGUAUUUUGAAAAAAAUUUAUUGGAAAUUCUAGAGGAGAGGCCAAAUGGACUGGCACCGGAAGCUGUUCGAAAAUACAUUUAUCAGCUCCUCAAAGCUAUUGAGUUUUGCCAUAAAAAUAAUGUCAUUCAUAGAGACAUUAAACCUGAAAACUUGCUUAUUAACCCAGUUAAUCAUGAUUUGAAAAUUUGUGAUUUUGGCUUUGCAAGAGUUUUAAAUUAACGAGGAGGAGAUUUGACUGAUUAUGUAGCUACUAGAUGGUAUCGAGCACCAGAAUUAUUACUCAGCAACAAUUAUGGAAAGGAAGUUGAUAUCUGGGCAAUAGGGUGUAUAAUGGGAGAGAUAACUGAUGGUGACGCAUUGUUCCCAGGAGAAUCAGAAAUAGAUUAGCUCUUUUGUAUAUAAAAAGUACUCGGUCCUCUAACCCCUCACCAGCAAGAACUAUUUAACACAAAUCCAAGAUUUAUAGGAUACAAAUUCCCUAACAAUAUCAGUAAUCCUGAAACUCUUGAAAAGAAAUACGUUGGAAAGUUGUCAUCAAAGGCUUUAUCAUUAAUGAACGGAAUGCUGAAGAUGGAUCCAGAGGAUAGAUUUUCUGCAAUGGAAUGCUUAGCCCAUCCAUAUUUUGAUGGAAUCAGAGAACCUGAAGUAGAAAAAAUGAUCUCCGCUUUUUAAGCUGGAGUUAAAAGAGAUACAUCAAAAAGUCGGGGAAGUCUGAGGAUAGGGAUUACUAAUAAUGAUCCAAGAAGCGUCGAUGCUAGAAAUAAAACUAAUUAUGGUAAUAAGUUUAUGAUAAAGGAUAUUAUAGGCUAAAAUUAAAAUUCAAUCCUUCAAAAGCCAGUUGAUGUUACUAAAUAAGGCAGUAAGCUUAGUUAAAGUACUGGGUCAAGUGAUAUCAGAAAAAAUUCGGUUACAAAUACGCAAUCCUAGUAGUAGAGUUCUUUAUAGUAAACAUAGUAAAAUCAAAAUUCAUCACAGACUAGACAAGGAACAGGGGCUGUAUCAGGAAACUUUAACUCAAACAACUUUAAAAAGCCGUCCAUUCAAAAUUCAUUCAAUGAUGGCAAACUUGCAAAAAAUAACUUCAUGCCAUCCUAGAAUAUUUCUAAUUUUUUACUGAACAAAGGUUCUAGUGGAAAUCUCAAAACAUUUGAUAACGAAUACAGCUACAAUAUCAAUCUAGAAAACUUAGGUGGACCAUAAUAGCAGACAAGAGGUUAAGUCCAGAUGAAUAAGAAUUAAAUAUUCUCUGAAGUUGUUGAAGAGGAAGAAUUUGACGAUCCAAAUCAUGGUCUCUCAGUAGGAAACAAUGCUUCUACCAUUUCAAAGAGACUCCCACCCACGAAUAAUGUAUAGAAUAAAAAUAUGAUCUUAAACGAACUCUAGACCAACCAAAACCUCAUGAAAAAGAACAAUCACAAUGCUGAUUUCUAGGUAAAUAGCAGCAAAGAUAACACAUAUUCUCCUCCUCCAAAUAAAUUCUUGGGUAAAAAUUAAGGUAUCAUUUCUCAAUAGUCCUCACUAUAACAGCCACAGUAAAAUUUGAAUCCUAUUGUUAAGCCUAAAAAGAAGAAGAUCUUUUAGCAAGCUGAUUUUGCUGGCAAUGCAAUCAUUAUAAGAGAAAAUGACGAGGGAGUAAUUGGGGGUAAAGAUGAAGAUGAUGGUGCAUAUGACCAAAAUCCAACUGCUUUUGAAAAGCCAAGUCCAAAAGGAUAAAUAUAACCUAGUGCCAAUGUUAAUGGAAUGUUUAGUUUUCAGGGUAAAUUAACCAAAAAGAAGUUGAAUGCAGGUGCUAAUGUUGCUGUUAAGAAUCAAACCAAAGAAGAGUUAUAUGGCCUUAAAGAUAGUUCAAUGCCAGGGAAUGCUCAAAAUAGCCAGCAGUUUAUUGGGCGAUCAGCCAACCCUACUUAAUUAACAGGGUUCAUCAAACCAAGUACCAAUCAAUACGGAUUGGUAGCAGCAGGAGCAUUUAGUAAUGGCAACCCUGGCUAAGAUGAAAAUUACAACUAUAGCAUUCCAUCAGAGGUCUUUUACUCUGCUCAAAAUCUCCAAAAUAACAACCAUUGA
This is a messenger RNA of Stylonychia lemnae, 2313 nucleotides long. NCBI's taxonomy places the organism in Eukaryota, Ciliophora, Spirotrichea, Sporadotrichida, Oxytrichidae. The record is from the annotation of a GenBank genome assembly.